Molecule: messenger RNA, 511 nt
Organism: Lingula anatina
Lineage: Eukaryota; Metazoa; Brachiopoda; Lingulata; Lingulida; Lingulidae
Source: RefSeq, a predicted model, not a curated record
CAGCUCCCGUUCUUCAAUCACUUAAGGACCCUAUGCAUGCUCAAUUGAAAGUCACGAAAUAGACGCUGAGAAGAUUUACGCGAAAUAAAAGAUGGGCACCCCCUGUAUCAUCUACUCAUGUGACCGUCAGAAGAGGGAAACAUGCAUGCUAACAACAAUGGAGACGCUUCUACACGACGCCAGGAAACUCUUUGAUUUUGGACAAGAUGACCAGCUCUCUGUUGUUCUGGAAAGGGAAGGAGCUAGGAUAACCAAAGAAGACGUUCUUCAUGGCAUAGCUAAGAAAAGAGAUGUUUUAGAGCUGAUGAUCCUGAAUCUGACAAGACAAGAAUCAUGGGCUCCGGAAGAAGUGCCAAGUAAACUGACUAGCCCACAUAUACAGACGAUCAGCGUCAAACAAAGCCAAAACAUCCAAAUAGGAGACAGCAACAGGUUUCUUCAGGCAGAUUAUACAGGGGAUGUAGAAGAUGCACAGGUUGGCAUGUCGGUGCAAGAAGACAAAAAAGCAUGA